Molecule: messenger RNA, 366 nt
Organism: Paramuricea clavata
Lineage: Eukaryota; Metazoa; Cnidaria; Anthozoa; Malacalcyonacea; Plexauridae
Source: the annotation of a GenBank genome assembly
AUGGCUCAAAAUAAGGCACAAGAGGAAGAGCUUGAAGUUCUGCGCGCCAUAUAUGAAGAAGACGAACUUUUUAAUGAACUAAACGAGACUACAUUUCAGUACAGAUUUGGGGAGUUGGGCCAAACCAAGUCUUUUGUAGUGGAAGUCCAGUGGCCAGAUAGGUAUCCAGAAUGCUUACCACAUAUCAAUUUAAAUACUUUUUAUAACAAACAUAUUUCGAAGGAGUUGAAAGAAAUAAUCGUUGAAAAAAUUACGACCGAAAUUGCUGAAAAUGUUGGACUUGCAAUGACAUUUACAGUGUUUAGUUGGGUUGGGGAAAAUUUUGAGGAGUUAAUUGAGAAGCAUCUGGAUCUCAUUUAUACGGAG